This is a messenger RNA of Aureobasidium melanogenum CBS 110374, 1596 nucleotides long. Its product is annotated as putative MFS transporter. The record is from RefSeq and is a predicted model, not a curated record. Gene Ontology annotation, biological process: transmembrane transport. The transcript is spliced from 4 exons. Bases 1 to 1596 code for a protein of 531 amino acids. NCBI's taxonomy places the organism in Eukaryota, Fungi, Ascomycota, Dothideomycetes, Dothideales, Saccotheciaceae. Gene Ontology annotation, molecular function: transmembrane transporter activity.
AUGGACGUUGUUUCGCCGGCAGAUGAGCCAAGGAGCAAAGUUCAGAUCGCAGCUAUCUUAUUAGCUUUGAAUCUCGCUUUAUUCGUAGCAGCCUUGGAUCAGACAAUCGUGUCAACGGCACUGCCAACCAUUGCAUCUGAACUACAUUCUGCGAGCGGAUAUACAUGGGUUGGGUCAGCAUAUCUGCUGGCUAACGCAGCAGCUGCACCGAUCUGGGCCAAAUUGUCAGACAUCUGGGGCAGAAAGAUCAUUCUACUGACAUCAGUAGCUUGGUUCUUCGUAAGCUCUAUUAUUUGUGCUACUGCUCCUAGCAUGUCUGUCUUGAUUGCUGGACGAGCACUUCAAGGUGUUGGUGGCGGUGCACUGAUCCAGGUUACCAUUAUUACCAUUUCGGAUUUGUUCAGUAUGAGGCUCCGCACUUUGUUUAUUGGACUCAUGGAGUUUAUGUGGGCUCUUGCUGGAGGUAUUGGUCCUAUUGUCGGAGGUGUCUUUUCUGAAUCAGUGUCUUGGAGAUGGUGUUUCUGGGUCAACCUGCCCAUCUCAGGCACGGCCUUUUUCCUCCUUCUCUUCUUCCUCGAUGUCCAUAACCCAAGAACAAAGGUUGUAGAAGGAAUCAUGGCAAUCGACUUCUUGGGUAGUCUGUGUGUCCUUGGAUUGACUCUCAUGUUGCUUCUCGGCCUCGACUUCGGCGGUGUGAUCUUCCCCUGGUCUUCGCCAAAGGUCAUCUGUCUGAUCGUUUUUGGUGUCGUCAUGGGCGGUCUAUUCAUCUUGAGCGAAAAGAAGUACGCUCGCUACCCACUGAUGCCACUGGGUAUUUUCAGCCAUCCAAGCAAUGUUGCUUGUUUGGUUGUCACCUUCUGCCACGGCUUUAUCUUCAUCGCAGCAGAAUACUUCCUCCCUCUCUACUUCCAAUCCGUCAAACAAGCCACUCCCAUCCACUCCGGAAUCUACAUCUUACCACUUACCCUCUGCGAAGCAUUCAUGGGCAUCAUGAGCGGCCUCAUAAUCCACAGAACCGGUCGCUACCAAGAACUAAUCUGGGUAGGCAUGGCUUUGUGCACUCUAGGUAUGGGUCUAUACAUCUACAUCGACGCCUCCACACCCCUAGCCACAAUCCUCGGUCUCGAAGUCGUCGAAGGCUUGGGUGCAGGAAUGCUGUUUGAACCUCCGUUGAUCGCCAUGCAAGCGCUUGUCAAACAAGAUGAUGUGGCUACUGCAACGGCAACGCUAGGUUUCAUCCGUAACCUUGCAACGUCAAUGUCGAUUGUGAUUGCCGGCGUUGUGAUUCAGAACUCUAUGGCUUCCAAGUCUUCUGCUUUGCGUGCUGCUGGUCUCUCGCCUAAACUUCUUUCUGAGUUUACUGGUGGAGAUGCGGCUGCAAACGUAGAGUUGAUCAAGAAUAUUCCUGACGUGGGACAGAGGAAUGCGGUUAAGGCGGCAUUCGCAUUUAGCUUGCAGAGGACAUGGAUUUUGAUGACGGCAGUAAGUGCCUUUGGCCUUGUGGCGAGCUUCUUUAUUGUUAGGAGCCACUUGAGCAAGGAGCAUACCGAGACGAAGACGGGUAUCAAAGAGAAAGAGACACCAAGCACUUCCUGA